UUCAAAAGGUUCCUAACCUUCCACACCCUAUCCCCACUCAGUUGCUCCACUCCCUCACCGGGUACCCCCAAAGCCAGUGAUCAGUGAUCGCACAGCCUCCCCCCUUUCAAAAACGCUUCAAUCCAAUUUAAAGCAUACAUAUUGCAUUCAAGUGUAAGUUAAAAGACUCGCUACAAUAUGCACCAUAUUGCACAAUUUCAAGCUGAAAAAUGCAAAUGUUCCGUACCAAUGGGAGGGGGGUCCCCUCCUCCCACACGGUCGCUAUACUCCCUCGGGCUUGGUCUCUCGCAAGUUCUCACUCCCAACUCUCACCCAAUGUUGGCAUCCCUGACUAUUGUAGUAUUGGAUAGUUCAAUAGCAGAUGAUCGUUUUUACUGUAAUAAGAAACAGCUGUGAAAGGUUGUUUUGCAUACUGCGUUUCCAGCAUUUUCUAGUUUUAUAUAUAAUUAUAAAAACGAGCGCAGCUUUCAAUGCAGUGUUCGGGUGAAAGCUGGAAAUGGAUCAGAAAGAAACCAUUUGCAGGCAUGCGAGGAAUUGAUCGGCGAAUACCACGAAGCUAUUCUUAUCGUACCGACUCGACGAGCUAAAUGAGUUCGUCCGUAUUGGAACCAAUCUUGGGUUGCGACUUUUCUGCUGCUUGAGCAUGUGAUCGAUUCGAUUUCGCCGACAUUGCAACUCGAGUGCUGAAGGUGCGGAAGAAGGGUGCAGCUCGUCACAGCAAAGGUCCAAUAGCAAGGAUCUUUGGGUCACAGUCCGAAGCAAAGAUCUUAGAGCGAUAAGAUCUUUGGUCCGAAGCAAAGAUACUUUGGUCCGAAGCAAAGAUACUUUGGUCCGAAGCAAAGAUCCGCUCAAUGAUCUUUGGUCCGAAGGGAACAAUAAAUCGGAUAGGCUUUGGGUUGCAGGGAUUCGGCCGCCGUGAAUCGGGGCUGCCGGAAGCCUUGACGGUGAUUUUAUAAAGAGGAGAAUGGAGAUCCCCAGGCCGCACGUCUUUGCACUGCUGGUGUGUGUUUACUUGGACGUGAACUGGCACCGACAUUCAGCUGCCGCGUUCAACCAGCUGCCUUCAGCUGCCGCGCUCAACCAGCGACCCAUAAUUGGUGUUCUGGCUCAGGAAACAUUUGGGACUUUUGCAAAAUUUGGCUCUAGCUAUAUUGCUGCAUCGUAUGUUAAAUACCUAGAAUCUGCUGGAGCAAGAGUUGUACCCAUAAGUACUAAUCUGAGUGAAGCUGAAUACCGGAAACUUUUUUAUUCUCUAAAUGGAGUGCUUUUUCCAGGUGGUGCGGUAAAUCUCGAAACUUCACAAUAUUCCAAGAUUGCAUCUCUGUUUUAUGAUCUUGCCAUACAGGUCAAUGACAAUGGAACUCAUUUUCCAAUCUGGGGCACGUGUCUUGGAUUUGAAGAGCUGACUGUUAUUACCAGUAAAAAGAAACUUCUGAUUGCUACAAACACCCGUAAUCUGUCUCUUCCUUUAAAAUUCACCAAAGAUGCCGCAGGCAGUAGGAUGUUUAAGAACUUUCCAGAAAAUCUGAUGCAUGCGUUGGCUGUAGAACCAUUAACAGCAAAUUUUCACUUCUGGAGUCUUUCUGUUAAGAAUUUUACAAGCAAUCCAGAAUUGAAAAACUUCUACAAAGUCUUGACUACUAAUACCGACAACCAAGGGGUUGAAUUUAUAUCUACAAUGGAAGCACACAGAUAUCCAGUUUAUGGAAUUCAGUGGCAUCCUGAGAAAAAUCCUUAUGAGUGGGACCUGAAAAAGAACAUCCCACAUUCCAGCAAUGCUGUAAAAGUGGCAUGGUACAUGGCUGACUUUUUUGUUAAUGAAGCUCGAAAGAAUUGGCAUCGCUUUCCUACUGAAGCUGAAGAAGAGAGAGCUUUGAUUUAUAACUAUGCAUCAGUUUACACCGGCAAGAUCUCUUGCUUUGAACAGAUUUAUUUAAUUGAUAACCCCCAUCUCACACGAAGUGGGCUUUGAUAAAUAGAUCCUCAUUGUGCCUAAGUGGGGAGAACCCAUUUGAAAUUGUUUGGUUUUCCAACCAGAUAUAAAUCAGAAAAUGCCAUUUUAAUGUAAUCACUUGAUUCUAAUGCUUCCUGUAUCAAAAGGGUUCUGAUAACUUUGUGGCCAGGGUAGAAUAUAAUUUGAUAUUCUGUGGCUGGUGGCACUAUCAUGAUAAAACGAAUGAAUGUUAUAACAUAUUUGCUUUUACUUGCUUUUCCUGGCUGACUUGGGUCAUCUGGUGGAUGCAACAACUAUUUUUCUACAGCAGUGCAUAUUGGUGGAAGCACGGCAUCUUCACUUUAUUGAUUAGUGCGAGUUCCCAAGUGUAUGAAAUAAUAAGCUCCACAAGGAAUCUGGUUUAUAUCUUGGGGCUGAAAUUCCUCCAAUUUGUACUUUUAGUCAGUCAUGUAAAAGUCAAACGUGAUUCUCCAUUUUGUACUUGCCUGAACUCUAAAGGAAAUUUAUCUGAAGGGAAGUAUUGAAAUAACAUUGAAUGCAGACAAUCCCUGACUUGCACAAUAGGCGACUUGUAUAAACUCACACUUGGGUAAACAAUUCUCUGCUCCGUCCCUAGUGCAAUCAAAGCAGUUUGAAAUUUCCACAACUCUGUAUGAUCACUAGUUUACAUUAGAAUCAAGCUGGUAAUGGCGGCAGUGCCUACCCAGAAGGCCGCGUGCUGCAGAAAGUGCCUGGACAACUAGAUGGAACUCAAGCCGCCAAUGGUGGCGGUGUUUACCCAGAAGGCCGCACGCCGCAGAAAGUGCCCCGGACACCACAGAGACAGGUCAUAUUCUGUGAGUACGGACACAGAUUCAGUGAUUCCGACUUGCAUAAAAUCUGACUUGCGUAAGGGUUCACAGAACGUAAUCCUCGCGUAAAUCUGGGAAUGCCUGUACAUGAAGACCUGUCCCACUUGCGCGACUUUUUCGGCGACUGCCGGCACCCAUCAUAGGUCGCCGAAAAUUUUCAACAUGUUGAAAAUUCAGCGGCGACCAGAAAGACGCUACGACUCUUUGGGUGACUAGGAGACUACUCACGACCAUACAGGCUACACCCUGGAGACAUGUCGCGGGGUGAAGCCUGAAUGGUCGUGAGUAGUCACCCAAAGAGUCGUACCUUGUUCUGGUCGCUGCUGAAUUUUCAACAUGUUGAACAUUUUCGGCAACCUGUAACAACUAUGGCGGGUGCCGGCAGUCGCUGAAAAAGUUGCGUAAGUGGGACAGGCCCUUUACCCUUUCCCCAUUCCAGAAUGCUUGGGUGGAAGUAAACUGUCAUGUUCAGUGUUCCAAGGAUAGUGAAUGUCAGAAAAUCUAGCAAAUGCGUUUUAUAUUUGAAUGGAUGAGUAGAGAAGUAUGGGUAAUACCCAACUGAUGUCCUGCUGUGAAUCCUUCCAGCUGACUGUACAAAUGCAAAAUAUGAAUAUGUAAACUCUGUUGUUUUGGACAGAUUUGGACAGGAUAGAUUUUGUAGCUUGCAAGUGAAUGAUGUAAUCCAAUAUACAAAAAAUGCACCUUCUCAAUUAUAAACUAUAGCAUACCUUUGGCACAAGUAAGCGGCUGUCCCACUGCGGCAACCUAAUCUGCGAGUUUAGAAGAGUUUGCCCUCGACUCGUACUCGCAGCAUGGUCGAAAAGAGGUCCGAGGAGAUCCGAUAAGCUCACUGGAACUCUCCUUCAUGCUCGAGGGAAAUUCCCGAAUACUGGUGGCCUCAGCUAGGACGCGGAUAAUUUUACUGCAUGUUGAAAAAAAAUUCCGCGAGUAAAAUUUGGUCGGCACAGUUCUUUUUGACUCGUAGUGCAGUGGAGUGGGGUCGCUAUUUAGUUACAGGCAGUCGAGGGCAGCCGUAGGCAAUCUCCUUUGCUGACUGGGCAUUUUGAUUGGCUCAUUGGAGUUUUCAGGGUCAGGGAAAAUGCCCGCUAAACUUUAUUAUACAUCUUAAAAGUGUCUCCCCCCCCCCCCCCCCCCCC
Leucoraja erinaceus (little skate) is the source of this 3962-nucleotide messenger RNA. Its product is annotated as gamma-glutamyl hydrolase-like. Gene Ontology annotation, molecular function: gamma-glutamyl-peptidase activity. NCBI's taxonomy places the organism in Eukaryota, Metazoa, Chordata, Chondrichthyes, Rajiformes, Rajidae. The record is from RefSeq and is a predicted model, not a curated record. Gene Ontology annotation, biological process: tetrahydrofolylpolyglutamate metabolic process. Gene Ontology annotation, cellular component: vacuole. The coding region runs from base 965 to 1972 and encodes 335 amino acids. The transcript has 9 exons.